Molecule: messenger RNA, 5671 nt
Organism: Astyanax mexicanus (Mexican tetra)
Lineage: Eukaryota; Metazoa; Chordata; Actinopteri; Characiformes; Acestrorhamphidae
Gene: cobl
Product: cordon-bleu WH2 repeat protein
Exons: 17
Coding region: 266-4624 (1452 amino acids)
Biological process (GO): actin filament polymerization; actin filament network formation
Cellular component (GO): plasma membrane; ruffle; perinuclear region of cytoplasm
Molecular function (GO): actin monomer binding
Source: RefSeq, a predicted model, not a curated record
AUGAUAUUUUCACUAUAAUUUUAGUUUAUCUGAGUCUGAGACUGCGCUGCUGUCGCUGGAGCUACAAACACUGAGACAAGUGUCCAGCUUUAAUACUGAAGAGCAGAGGGGGAAAGUGCAGUCUGUGAGUUUACUGAACUGCUGUUAUACGUAGGGGCUGUGCACUUUAACCAGCUGUGAAUGGCAUUUGCCCUGAGUGGAAUAGUCUGAGAAGAACAUUGGAAAGUGAAUGUAGUCUCAUAAGCAACAACUCUACAAUAAAAAUAUGGAUUUGAGCACUUCUUCAAGACCUCCAGUUGGGAGGAGAAUGAAGGCCAAGGCACCCCCUCCGCCCCCAGCUCCUCAGCCUGCCCCUCGCAAGAUCUUCCGCAAUGCUGUCCCCGAUGGAGGAGGGUCUCCAGGAGGAGACACCAAGGAGAACAUGCUGCGGCCUAUGGUGGACCUCCAUAUUACCUUGCCUGAUGCCUACCAGACCACGGUCACUGUGGACGGCAGGAAAGCUCUGAUGGAUCUGCUGGUGGAUUUGUGCAGUCAGUACCACCUGAACCCAGCUUACCACACUCUGGAGCUGCUGUCUCCUGAAGCACAUCCUGUGGCCUUUAAGCCAAACGCCCUGCUGGGUGCACUGGAUGUGUCCUGUGCUCUGAUCAAAGCGAGAGUGACUGAGGAGCGAGUGGUCAAGAAACCGCCACCCAGAGUGCCAGAGAAAUCAGUGCGUCUAGUGGUCAACUAUCACCGAGGUCAAAAGGCAGUAGUGAGAGUGAACCCCCUGGUGCCACUGCAGAACCUUGUACCGGUCAUCUGCCAGAAGUGCGAGUUCGACCCGGCCCACGUGCUUCUGCUCAAGGACAGCAUCAGCAGCCACGAGCUAGACCUGCACAAGUCCCUGUCUGAGCUAGAAAUCCGCGAACUCUAUGUGCUGGACCAGACACUGGUUUUCCAACAUAAAGUGGCUUCAGCUCCUGUUCUUAACUACUCAGCAGAGUCUAUCCGCUCCAACACUCCAAGUACCAGUGGUGGGGAGAAGAAAGGGCUUCUGGGAUUCUUCAAGUUUAACCGGAGGAAAUCUAAGACAGAGGAGCAGAGUGCUGAAGACAUGGAUGAACUUGAUGAUAGUGUUAUGCAAAAUACAGGCACUUAUGAGAAUGGUUUGUCUGUGGUCGUGGGUCCCUGUGUGGAGGUGCGGCCCAACACUCUGGGUCAGUCUCAGUCGGCCAUGAACCUGUCCAGAUUGUCUCCUAAGUUCGAGCCCAAGAAGCGGAGAGCUCCUGCUCCUCCCCCUCCCUCAGCUCACACACACACAGCUGCCCUGGUCUCACAGGCAAAGCCAGGAUCCCCACGCCUGGACAGCCAGAUGAAGAAGCGCAAAGCACCAGCUCCGCCACCCACCCCGGCCCCCAGCACCCCUGAGCUGACACUCACCUACCCUCCUGCCAUAGUCCACGUCCCAGCUCCGGCUUCAGCUCUGUCCAGGACCUCCGAACCAACCCAGGUCCUCAGCUCCACACUAGUGGCUGACGACUCUCUGUCUGACCUUAGCCACAGUAUUGAGGACUCUGAACCCGUUGGCUCUGUCUGCAGCAGUUCCAGCGAUGAUGCUGCUGCCGAAUCUGCCUCCAGCAGCAGCCUGGCUGAGGAGCCCAUGCCCGAACCGGUCUACGUGAGAGCGGCGAGAUUUACUCCAGUGCCAGUACCAAAACCAGAACCAGAGCAGGAACAGAAGCAGGAAAAAGAACAAGAACCACAUCCACAGCCUACUCCUAGAAACAUUGUUAAACAAGAGCCAGGCCCAAGUUCUACAGUGGAGGAGACCGAGGACACAGAAUCAGUCCUAGAGCUUAAGAUGGAGGAAGUGGAGAACAACCGUCACAGUGCAAUAGGGUCUGAGAGUAACGUGCCGCUCAAACCCAGGCGGAGUCCUUUACAGAAGCAGACAGAGCUGACCAGCUCCUAUCCCCCCUUCAGCCCUCCCCCUCCUAUUGGACAAGACCUCCAGCAGACCUCAGAGGACGUCCAUAUAGAGACAGCACCUCACUCCUGGCUACAUUCAGUGGAGCCGAAAGUGGAGCAGGAGGUAGAGACGGUCUCCAUGUGCAGCAGCGAGAGCUUGGCGGAUCAGGGCUACGCUGCAUCAGAGGGUAUGGCUGAUGACUCGGGCCUUCUGAGCUCUCCAUCUGACCUGACUCAGCCCACCUCCCCAGAGGACAACAUCUCCCUGACCCAUGACCCCUCGCCCAGCCCCAGCCACCAGCCCAAAGACUGCUCCAGCGACAGCGACGAGGGCUGCGCCACCUGGGGCUCACGCCACAGUGGAGGGGCACGACAAGGGAAUGAGACAGACAGGAGAAAGCACAACUAUGAAGAGGAGGCAAAGAUUACUGCCGAAAUCAACCUUACCUUGGCCGAUCUGGAUGCUGAUCUAGCAGAAGCGAAUCACUCUGACGAGGCACCUGCAUGCACGGAUGACGAAAUCCCUGUGUCGGUGGUUGAUGUGGACAUUCCAGUUACCACCAUUGAUGAAGUCCUUGAAGAUCUGACCAGCCGGAGACCUCAUGGAACAGGGCGUGGUACUGAGGGUGAAAGCAGGAAAAAACAGGACGUCACUGAUAGCUCAAAUAAGCUGAGUGUGGACGUCCAAAACAAAAACAACAAUGCUCGUGUGGCAGACAAAACGAUGCUUAGUCAAACCCAAACAAAUCACAUUGAGAUCCCAGAAAAGGUGAUUGUGAGCCCUGUUGUUAUAACCAAAGCUCAGCCAGAGAAACCUGAGGUUGUGAGCUGCAGUGUUCAGCAGAGGUCUCAAAGUCCUGCUGUUCAGAGUGUUUCAGAGAACAGACUCAAGCCUCCACCCUUAGUGCGGAGCUACAGCUUGGAAAAUCCUGAAAUGCAGAGAGCUUUGUCUUCUAAACCACCCACAGCAGCUCAGAUUAAGAUCACCCAGAGCCCUGUGUCAAAAUUUGGCUUGAAGACCUUCACGGUCAUUCCUCCUAAACCAGCCGUGUCCCACACUCAUAAACCAGCAGGAACCCUUAGUACAGGCGCCAUUAAGAUUGACGAGUUUGGUAACAUGGUCAAACAGCGAGCAGCUAGGCCAGCCUCAGUCCAAGACAAAUGUGAUCACACUGAUGAUGCAACUAAUGACCCAGCUUCUCCACUCCUGGGCAAAGCCAAGGCCUUCUGGAGUUCAGCUGAGAAGCAGGAUGCAAGUUCCACAGCCAACAAAGAAUCUCCUGUGAGGAUACAAGAAGCUGAAGUGCCUAAACCUGUCCCUGUUCCUGUAACAGUCAUUUCUCAACAGCCUCCAGAGAAACCGAGUGUUGACCAAGUGGAAAAGCUGAAAGAGGCCAACGGGUCAACAAACCACUCGGUCUCUGCAGCGAUGAACAAGCUUCCUGCCUCAGAUCCUAUAGAAACCACCUCUUUCUCAGAGCAGAGGAAAAAUCUUUUCUUCCUCAAGCCUUCCAGAAGAACCUCAAGCCAAUAUGUGGCCUCGGCUAUUGCUAAAUACACCAGCAUUCCCUCAACCAAGACAAAUGGUCUUCAGGAACUGCCAGAAUCAACAACUGCUGGACAAAGGCAACUUUCUAAGCAAAACUUUAAACCAGAGGUAAGAUCCAACUAUAAGGAUCCACAUACCUCCACAAAUGCACCCACAAAUCCAGUGCCUUACUUUGCUGGACCCAAACGUUCACAAAGCUACCCCAAUCACAAUGUAGAGGAUCAGGCAGACUCUGAGGAACCUCAGUUUACUGGGACAAGCAGAAGUACCCGGACCUUUGGAGCAGCAACCUCUAAAUCCUUGGACUCCAGUCCAGUAAAUGCCAAGCUUCAAGAGCAAGUAAAAGCUUCUACAUUCACAGAGUCUGUGCAGGUUUCUUCAAAAGAGUACACAUCCACAAAAAAUGCCCCAGAAACCUCUUCACCCACAAAAAGUCCUAAUGCUACAAAUGCUAUUCGUCCACCCAUAGCAAAGAAACCAGACAUGCACAGUCCAGGUGUUCUGCCCGAACCGAACCAGGUUAGCAUAUUUGGGCCGGUGAAGAAGUUUAAGCCCGUGAUGCUGAAAUCCGUCGAGAAGGAGACAUCUCUUCACAGUUCACUGAUGGAGGCCAUUCAGUCUGGAGAGGGAGCUGAACGUCUCAAAAAGGUAUCUGGGACUUCUUUGACAGCUACCACGAAGAAGCCAUCCUUUGUGGAGACUGAGAAUGAGCGUUCUGCACUUCUAUCAGCCAUCAGAGCUCAAAGUAACUCUACAAGACUGAAGAAGACUAAAUCGGAGGCGGCUGCAGAACUGGAGCAGUUCAGGAAGGUAGAGGAGGACCAGUCCGCCCAGAAACACGUCCCUUGCCCAAGCUCUCCUGAGCCCCCUGCAUUUAUACCUCCUCCACCGCCUGUAUUUGCUCCUCCACCUCCUCCUCCACCACCCUCAGCCCCGUCCAAGCCUGCGGUAGUGCUGCCUGCAGGUGGGAACCCAGAGCUGGCCAGAGAAGCACUGCUGGAGGCCAUCCGCACUGGUGCUGGAGCUGAACGGCUUAGGAAGGUCCCGGCCUCAGUAAAAACCCUGCAAGUGAAUGGGAGGCUGGGCAUCAUAAAGCCUUCAUCAUCAUUUUCUCAAGAACACUAAGAAGCACUUCUGGUCAGCUUUUCUGUUUCAGAAAUUCAAAUAGCCAAAUUUCACACUUUAUCAAGUUAACUCUUUGAAGCUGAUUAUAGCUCUUGUGAUUAGGGUUAAAGUUUUGUUAAUAGUCAUAUGCUGCUUUCAGUCGGUGCCAAUACUUUUUUUUAGUUUGCUUUCUUUUAAGCAAGAUUAUUUUAUGUAUAUUUUGCUGUUUAAAUGUAUGUAUCUGCUACAUAUAUCACUCUUAAUUAAUCUAUCUGCUUCCUUUUCAUCUGCCAGUAUUUUCCUGAAGAAUUCACAUGUAUUUAUUUUCUGUUUCAACUCACGGUUAUAAGGUUCAUGUUCAUCUUUUGUGUUUUGUGUCAUUUGGAUCCAUUUCUUUUAAUUGACCUAAUUUGACACUAAUCAGACUCUGAGAAGUUCUUUUGAUGUACGUUUUUGGUGAAAGGCAUCAUCAUAGCCUUUUUAUAGAGGAUGAAUGAUAUUUUCUGAUUUAUGUAUAGACUACAGCAUAUCAGCAAACCGAUCUUCUCAGACUUCAAUUACUGUAGCAAACACUUACUGUCUAAUACUUGAUUAUACAUAGAGUUAUUGAUCAAUGCUGUUCAAUACCAGUUGAAUCAUUUUCAUCAUGCUGCUAAAAAGAAUUAACUUUUGCUAAGACUUAUGUUUGCCAUUUUGGGAAAAAAAGAGAAAAGAAAUCAAAAGCUACGACACAUAGAUUUGUUAAUAUAUACACUAAGUUAUAAACCCUCUGAUCAUUUGUUCAGUUUAAUGGACUGUAUGACAGAACCUACAGAGGAUCUAGACAGGUCCAGAGUUUUGAUUUAUCAGCUGUUCAUAUAUAUAUUUAUAUAUGAAUGUGAUGGAUAAAGGUAAGAGUGGACUUUUUUUUUUUUGAGCAUUGUAAAUUUGGAUAAAAAUGGAUGCCACGAUAUUGGUGGAAAGAUUUUUUUAUUUUUUGCUUUUUUAUGUACAGUGCACAAUAUUUUUUGAAGGAUUGCACAGCAAUUGAAAUCCCAUUUUUAAUCAAUAAACUAUUUUGUAAUCCUU